Messenger RNA from Corylus avellana, 1066 nucleotides. Its product is annotated as putative glutathione S-transferase. Gene Ontology annotation, molecular function: glutathione transferase activity. Gene Ontology annotation, biological process: glutathione metabolic process. NCBI's taxonomy places the organism in Eukaryota, Viridiplantae, Streptophyta, Magnoliopsida, Fagales, Betulaceae. The record is from RefSeq and is a predicted model, not a curated record. Gene Ontology annotation, cellular component: cytoplasm.
GUGUAGUGCUAGGAGACGUGUGAUUGUGCUGAGCAUUAGAAUAUUCGCUUACAAAAGCUUAGCACAACCCGUUUUGGCUUAGAAUUCCGACGACUGUCUCAUAAAUCUUUGCUCUUCGCUUCAAUCUUUUUGAGGUGUGUGACAAUGGCGGACGAGUUGGUUCUGCUGGAUACCUGUGUCAGCAUGUUUGGGAUGAGGGUGAGGAUCGCGCUGGCUGAGAAGGGGAUCAAGUACGAGUACAAGGAGCAGGACCUGACGAACAAGAGCGAGCUGCUUCUCAAGAUGAACUCGAUUAACAAGAAGAUCCCGGUUCUCAUCCACAACGGUAAGCCGAUCUGUGAGUCCCUCAUCAUCGUUCAGUACAUUGACGAGGUCUGGAACGACAGGUCUCCGUUCCUGCCUUCUGAUCCUUACCAGAGAGCUCAAGCCAGGUUCUGGGCUGACUUUUUUGAUCAAAAGGCGGUGUAUGCUGUUGGAAAGAAGUUAGUUACCACAAAAGGAGAAGAGCAGGAGGCAGCAAAGAAGGAAUUCUUGGAAAUAUAUAAGACAAUGGAGAGAGAGCUUGGAGAGAAGCCUUACUUUGGGGGUGAAAAAUUCGGGUAUGUGGACAUUGCUCUCAUCACAUUCUACAGCUGGUUCUAUGUGUAUGAGACUCUUGAAAAAUUCAGCAUGGAGGCAGAGUGCCCCAAGAUUGUUGCAUGGGCUAAAAGGUGCAUGCAGAAGGAGAGUGUCGCCAAGACUCUUCCUGACCAGAAGAAGGUUUAUAAGCGUGUGUUGGAGUUGUAUGGACUAAAGUAAUUGUAGUCAUGUCAUGUUCGUCGGUUUUUUUUUUUUUUUUUUUUUUUCUCAGCGUCGUUCGAAGUUGUUGGAUUGUUUGGUGUGUGUCCUGAGCGUUUUCUCAGUAGAGCAUAGCUAGCAUGUUUUAUUACAUCGUUGUGUCUGUCAAGUGUUUGAUGAAAUUGUGCCUUUGUCGUUUGUACCAUGGGAGUAAGAAAGAUGUUAUGUUAGAUGAAAAUAAAAUAAUAUAUAUUAAAAUAAUGUUAUAUAUAUUAUUUUUUGUUGUGAA